GCCAUUCCUUCCUGGAGACAGAAACAUUUAACAAGGAUAUUUACAGACUGGAGAGAUGGAGUAACUGUAGAAACAUCGAGACUAGUCGGUGUCUGCUAUCAAUAUUGACAUUAGAGGUGCAUACGUCCUGGGUAUCUAUCUACAUUUGACGUCAUUUGAUCCCUGGAAGGACAGCGCACCUCAGAAGCACAGAGCAGAAUAAAGGGUCUGCUGGACACGCAGUUGGAGUGUGUGAAUCAACAGAUGCAGCUCACAGAACCACACCUCCCAGGAUUUACGUGGCAUUCAUACUCUCCAAUAUAGUCCAUUCAAAACACAGGCUCCAGCGACCCUGGGAGGUUCAGAUGAAGAAAGACAGGCCACAUAAGGUGUAAACCCUUUGUGGUCCUAGGCCAAAAGGUGUGGUGAAGAACAUUGCUUUAGGGAACACCUGCCAUGGCUGUGGGUAUGACGGCCAGACCCUUCAACUUCUAUUAAUUCCGUCUUGAGAGGAAACUCAAAUCAUAAUGGCUGCUGAGUAUAUCCUAUGCAAUUGGAAAGGCCACAUUUGGCCAGCAAAGGUUUUGUCCAGAUCUGGGAUCUCACCAAAAUAUAUGAGGAAAAGAGCACUUUCUCUAGAAGUUCAAAUACUCUCAGUAGGUAAAAAAAUUAAAGUGAAAAGCACAGACAUAAAGAUCCUAAAUGAGUCUCAAAUUGAAUCCAUUACCUCCUUGCUAGUGGCCCAGUCAAAGGCCAGUGUUCCACCAGGACAGAAAGUGGCCUACAGAAAUGCUCUUACAGUGGCACUGGAGAUCCUGAAUAAGAGAGCAAAUUUCGGUCCAGCAAGAGCAUCAGAUGGUCUAGAGACCACUACACCAUCUCAAAGGGGACCACAAAAGCAAGCUCAUAAAAAGUACCAGAAGCCUAAAGGUACCUUACUGAGGAGUCUUAGGAAAAGAAAAAACCUCAAAUCGCUGCUGGUGUGUUCACAGAAUAAAAACGCCCCAGACAGUGGCCGAUCACAGGCGCACACAACCAUCACGCAUACUCUAAGGGAAAGGCGAGCAAAGUCCUCACGAAGCUGCAGCAUGUGCUCAAAGUUCCCAUCACUUUCGGAAGAUGAUCAUAAGACAGGAGGCCGACCACACGCACACACAAUGGUCACACGUACUCUAAGGGAAAGGCGAGCAAAGGCCUCGCGAAGCUGCAGCGUGUGCUCCAAGUUCUCAUCACUUUCAGAACAUGAUCAUAAAACAGGAGGUCAACCACACGCACACGCAACAGUCACGCGUACUCUAAGGGAAAGGCGAGCAGAGUCCUCGCGAAGCUGCAGCGUGUGCUCAAAGUUCCCAUCACUUUCAGAAGAUGUUCAUAAGACAGGAGGCCGACCACACGCGCACACAACGGUCACGCGUACUCUAAGGGAAAGGCGAGCAGAGUCCUCGCGAAGCUGCCGCGUGUCCUCAAAGUUCUCAUCACUUUCGGAAGAUGAUCAUAAGACAGGAGGCCGACCACACGUGCACACAAUGGUCACGCGUACUCUAAGGGAAAGGCGAGCAAAGUUCUCGCGAAGCUGCAGUGGGUCCUCAAGGUUCUCAUCACUUUCGGAAGAUGUUCAUAAGACAGGAGGCAGACCACACGUGCACACAACGGUCACGCGUACUCUGAGGGAAAGGCGAGCAGAGUCCUCGCGAAGCUGCCGCGUGUCCUCAAAGUUCUCAUCACUUCCGGAAGAUGAUCAUAAGACAGGAGGUCGACCACACGCGCACACAACGGUCACACGUACUCUAAGGGAAAGACGAGCAAAGUCCUCGCGAAGCUGCAGCGUGUCCUCAAAGUUCUCAUCACUUCUGGAAGAUGAUCAUAAGACAGGAGGCCGACCACAAGCACACACAAUGGUCACGCGUACUCUAAGGGAAAGGCGAGCAAAGUCCUCACGAAGCUGCAGCAUGUGCUCAAAGUUCCCAUCACUUUCGGAAGAUGAUCAUAAGACAGGAGGCCGACCACACGCACACACAAUGGUCACACGUACUCUAAGGGAAAGGCGAGCAAAGGCCUCGCGAAGCUGCAGCGUGUGCUCCAAGUUCUCAUCACUUUCAGAACAUGAUCAUAAAACAGGAGGUCAACCACACGCACACGCAACAGUCACGCGUACUCUAAGGGAAAGGCGAGCAGAGUCCUCGCGAAGCUGCAGCGUGUGCUCAAAGUUCCCAUCACUUUCAGAAGAUGUUCAUAAGACAGGAGGCCGACCACACGCGCACACAACGGUCACGCGUACUCUAAGGGAAAGGCGAGCAGAGUCCUCGCGAAGCUGCCGCGUGUCCUCAAAGUUCUCAUCACUUUCGGAAGAUGAUCAUAAGACAGGAGGCCGACCACACGCGCACACAAUGGUCACGCGUACUCUAAGGGAAAGGCGAGCAAAGUUCUCGCGAAGCUGCAGUGGGUCCUCAAGGUUCUCAUCACUUUCGGAAGAUGUUCAUAAGACAGGAGGCCGACCACACGCGCACACAAUGGUCACGCGUACUCUGAGGGAAAGGCGAGCAGAGUCCUCGCGAAGCUGCAGCGUGUCCUCAAAGUUCUCAUCACUUCUGGAAGAUGAUCAUAAGACGGGAGGCCGACCACAAGCACACACAAUGGUCACGCGUACUCUAAGGGAAAGGCGAGCAAAGUCCUCACGAAGCUGCAGCGUGUCCUCAAAGUUCUCAUCACUUCUGGAAGAUGAUCAUAAGACAGGAGGCCGACCACACGCACACACAACAGUCACACGUACUCUCAGGGAAAGGCGAGCAGAGCCCUCGCGAAGCUGCAGCGUGUCCUCAAAGUUCUCAUCACUUCCGGAAGAUGAUCAUAAGACAGAAGGUCGACCACAUGCACACACAACGGUCAUGCGUACUCUAAGGGAAAGGCGAGCAAAGUCUUCACAAAGCUGCAGCGUGUCCUCAAAGUUCUCAUCACUUUUGGAAGAUGUUCAUAAGACAGGAGGCCGACCACACACACACACAACGGUCACGCGUACUCUAAAGGAAAGGCGAGCAAAGUCCUCGCGAAGCGGCAGUGUGUCCUCAAAGUUCCCAUCACUUUCAGAAGAUGAUCAUAAGACAGGAGGCAAAGGAAAUAGGGACACCUCAAGAGGUAUGUCUUUGCAUCGCACAGUCAAAGAGAAGGGUACAAGUGCUAAAGAUGGAGGCGUCCUUCCACCUUUGUCACCAAGCUUCAACCUCACUUUGCCCAAAGCUCACAAAGAAGGGGCACAUGACACCUACCCAAGGACCCUGGCUGUCUCCUCUGAAAGCUCUGCCUUCUCGGGGAAUGUUGAGGACCAUGGAGAGGUUGCCUGGAAGCCAGGCUUGGAAGGUGCAGCAGCAUCCUCCAGUGCCCCUAACCAGAGGCGGUGUUAUUCACUCGGUCUGGCAAAUAGAAAAAGGAAGCUGCAGGUGACAGAGUUUGAGAAAGGGCUGCAAGAACUUCAACCUUCAGUCAACUCAAAGGCUAUUAACCCCACCACCACUAUUAAAAAGAAUGCCAACAAAGAAAUGGGACAAGUGGCAAGCAUGGGUUUUCCACAAGAGCCUUGUCCCAUUGAAGGAGGAAUGAUGGUCUGGUUUAAAUUUCAGAAUCACCCAUUUUGGCCUGCAGUAGUAAAGAGUGUCAGCCAAACAGAGCAGACUGCAAGGGUGCUUUUGGUUGAGGCAAACAUGCACUGUGAAAUGAGUGGCAUUCGAGUUCCUCUUCGAAGAUUAAAGCACCUGGAUUGUAAAGAGAAAGAAAAACUAAUAAAGAGAGCCAGGAAAUUGUACGAGCAAAGUGUGAACUGGUGCUUCUCCCUGAUUGCCCACUACAGAGAAAGGCUCAGGCGAGGUUCUUUUGCAGGCAGUUUCCUGGACUAUUAUGCUGCUGACAUCAGUUACCCAAUUAGGAAAGCCAUCCAAGACAGGGAUCUGGAGAUUGAUUUCCCAAAGGUGAAUUAUGCCGACCUGGAAGAUUCUGAGGAGGAGACCUCCCUGGACGGGAAGAAGCCCUGCAAGAAAAUUCUCCCUGACCGGAUGAAGGCUGCUCGGGACCGAGCCAACCAGAAGCUAGUGGACUUCAUCGUGAAAACAAAGGGGGCCGAUCACCAUCUUCUGGACAUUGUCCAAGGCAGGAAACAGUCCAGGUGGCUGGUAUCAUUUAGGAAUUCGAGCAGGUACGUGAUCUGCGUUGAAACAUACCUGGAGGACGAAGACCAGUUGGAUGUGGUGGUAACACAUUUACAAGAAAUCUACAAACAAAUAGACAAGAAAACGCUGAAUCUGGUAAGGGAUGACAAAGUGAGUUUUGUUCUGGAAGUUCUUCUGCCAGAAGCAAUCAUUUGUUCAAUUGCUGCACUUGAUGGAUUAGAUUACAAGGAGGCAGAAAAAAAGUACCUACAGGGGCCACCUGUGCAUUACCGGGAAAAAGAGCUAUUUGAUAAAAAUAUCCUAAAGAAAAUAAGAAAGAGAUAAACAACAAGGAGCAAGACUAAUUAACUCCCCCUGUACCCACACUUUAGCAGGAAGACCUCUCAUUACCCUGUCUGUAUGAAAUGUGUGAUCGUUCCGCUCUCUAUGGCAUGUAAAUAUGUUCUGGAAAUUUGAGACCUUGGGAAUAUGCUGGAUUCAUUUUGGAUCCAUCUCUAGCACUUGUGGGUAGCACGGUCAUCAUCUUUUCUAGUACCCAAAUGCCUCACAAACUAAUUUGUUAAAAUAUUGCAAACAGUUGUACUUCCCUCUACUUGCUUGGAUGUGUAACUGUCCAGAUGUUUUCCUAACAUGGCUUUUAACCGUACUUCAUAUUUUAAUAUAGCACACACACAUUAUUUUAUUACAUGAAAGAGCACUGGUAUCAAACAUUAAACAACAAUCAUUUUUAAAAUCCAAGAUAGUGAUUUGUGUGUGUGCAAAAUUUUCAAGUUAGCUGUUUUGAUUCACAAUAAAACCACUGUAUCUUUCACCUUGAA
This is a messenger RNA of Neofelis nebulosa (Clouded leopard), 4954 nucleotides long. RefSeq names its product PWWP domain containing 4 (gene PWWP4). Lineage: Eukaryota; Metazoa; Chordata; Mammalia; Carnivora; Felidae. The coding region runs from base 507 to 4460 and encodes 1317 amino acids. The transcript is spliced from 3 exons. The record is from RefSeq and is a predicted model, not a curated record.